Sugiyamaella lignohabitans is the source of this 1938-nucleotide messenger RNA. It is a transcript of the gene COG6, whose product is annotated as Cog6p. Gene Ontology annotation, biological process: intra-Golgi vesicle-mediated transport. The transcript has a single exon. The record is from RefSeq and is a predicted model, not a curated record. NCBI's taxonomy places the organism in Eukaryota, Fungi, Ascomycota, Dipodascomycetes, Dipodascales, Trichomonascaceae. Gene Ontology annotation, cellular component: COG complex. Bases 1 to 1938 code for a protein of 645 amino acids.
AUGUCGGUUAGCUUGGAGCUUCUUAGUGGCAAAGAGGAUGUAUCUAGUGGUGCUAAUCCAGAUAAUGCUAUUUCACAAUUAAUUACCAACAUUCUUUCUACCUCUUACAAUGAUCCUUCAUUACGGCAAGCACUGUCUGUGCUUGACACUAAGAUGGAAGAGAAUACUGCUGAGAAUCGUCGUCAAUUGCGGUCGAAUAUUGAGACAUCGGUAUUAAAAUCUGGUAGUACUAUUUUAAAAGAUUUCACAAAAUUGCAUCAAAAAUUAAGUAGUCUGGGUGAUUCCAUACAAGAGCUUAACAACCAAUAUAACCAUAUGGAGAAAGUUGUUAGCCAGGCUACGAAAGAUACUUUGCUGAUUCAAAAGCAGGCAGAAGAAUUGCGCAGUAGCGAAGAAACCAUUAGCAUAAAAAAACGCUUACUGGAAGCGUAUGAAAAUAAUUUUGUUCUCACGGAUCAAGAAUUGGACAUCCUUAAUAACGGUCUACUGGCUAGCGGAGCCGACGAAGUUGAGCAAUUCUUUCAGGUUUUACAAAAAGUCAAUCAUAUUCAUAAUGAUUGUCAAGUUCUCCUGUCAGCAGAUGAUACUUCUCAAACAGGAAUGGAAAUCAUGGGCCAGAUGUCGGCACAUCUUGAUAAGGGAUACGAGAGAAUUUUAAUUGCUGUUGAAAACGAGUUCAAGAAAAUGGUCUCGGGACAGUAUCUACAAAUCAGCAAGUCGCUAAGAAGAUAUUUGACAAUUCUCUCAAGCGAACGACCAAAUCUGUUUGAUAGUGCCUUGAAUGGUCUUAUCGAUACUCGACAAAAGAACCUAACUAACGAAUUUAUUAAAGCAUUAACUGUGGAAACCUCGACAUCGAAACCUAUCGACUUUUAUGCAUACGAUAUUCUGCGAUAUGUGGGAGACAUAAUGGCAUGGAUUCACUCGGCAAUUGUGGGUGAACAAGAAAUCCUCGAGACGUUACUACUGGAUGAUAAGAAAACACUACUACAAAAAAUUGAUAAAGCAACGACAUCUCUGGUCAAACCACUGAGACUGAGAAUAGAACAAGUAAUUUCAACUGAAGAUAAUCUUGUCGAUAUUUACAAAGUUGGCAACGUGUUAAACUUCUACUAUUCUAUAUUUAUAAAGAUUUUCAGCAACGAAUCUUCGGCUAUAAUGACAGCAAUCUCUCGGCUUGAAGAAGCAUGUUCUCGACAGUUUAGUCAAUGUCUUCAAAACAAAAUUGCCUCCCAAAAAGAUGGUUUGGGUGCUGUUACUCGACCAGGGUCUUCUCUCCUGCGCGAUCUACAACCUCCGGAGUUUUUCAGCGAUGCCCUAGCAGAUGCUAAAGCCAUUCUUUCCUCGUAUGAAGCCAGUAUUAACUUUACUUCGCCACCAUCAAACCAAUUCAAGCAGACUCUCCACGACCUAAUUGAGCCUUAUCUCGAAUUGUGUAACCGUGUAUCUGAAAGUCUGCCCUCGGUUGACUCAGAGAUUUUUGUCAUAAACUGCUUCGAUGCAACUAAGUCGACCUUGUCACUGUUUCCAUUCGUACAAUACAAGAUCGAUCAAAUGAAUAACCGUACCGAUGAACUGGCUGAGGUUCUCGAAGACAGUCAGUAUUACAAAUUCCUGUCAUCGUCAGGGGUUAAUUCAAUUCUGAACGCUGACAAAACCCUUAACAGAGAAAAGAUUUCUGGCAAUACACAACUUAUUCAAGAGUUAGCAGCUUCUCUUGACAACUUCCUCCCAGCCGCAAACAUGGAGUCAAGUGUUCUCUUGCAUCGGUUAUCUUCACCCCGACUCUCUUCAUCAAUUACUCUGCGUGCAUCACAGAGAUUUGUUGACAUAUUUCAACAAAUUAAACAAUGUCUCGAUGAGCUGUAUGGCGAGGAAGCUGCUGUGCUUAUGCCAAGAUCAGUUUCCGAAGUUAAAACUUUAUUAGCAAUAGAAUAG